AUGCAGCUCAAGACACUCUUUUCCUUCGUGGUGCCCCUGCUGGGACUUCAAAGCUCAGUACACAGUCUCAACAUUCCACCCGCUCAGGAGCUGCAUCUUCGCGACGAGAUCAACGCUCAGGGAGGCCAAUCGAACCAACUGUACAAGUUUGAGGUUGGAAUCUACAAACGAAACAACGUCACGUGGGACGCCUUCGCCGCCUUUCUCGUCAACUCUCGCUAUCCCAAGGUGAAGCCACUUGUGGCCAAGCAUGGCGUUGCUGUUUGGACCGAGACAUUGACGCCACCUUCAGCACGAGCCAUUGCCGCAGGCGCCAUCCCUCCCGGCUGGACGGUGCCGCAGUAUGACUCCAUCUCGACUUACUACGUCAGCGAUCCCUCUGUUCUCGGCGCCUUGACCACUGACCCAGCCUGGAUUGCGUUGGAGAUUGCUGCCGCGGGGUAUGUGGAUGGAUCAAGAGGAACGCUUCUGGCCGGUUUUGAGACUGUCAAGUAUGAGAAGCCGAAGAAGGGAGGCAAAGGUAAGAAGAGAGACUGUUUGCUAGAUUAG
This is a messenger RNA of Podospora bellae-mahoneyi, 549 nucleotides long. RefSeq lists its product as uncharacterized. Lineage: Eukaryota; Fungi; Ascomycota; Sordariomycetes; Sordariales; Podosporaceae. Bases 1 to 549 code for a protein of 182 amino acids. The transcript is spliced from 2 exons. The record is from RefSeq and is a predicted model, not a curated record. Gene Ontology annotation, molecular function: oxidoreductase activity.